CAGCAGCAUCACUAAGUUUCAGCUCCUCCCUGCUGCAUGCUGGGAGGGAGAGGCUGAGAGGAUCAGGGUGAGAUAGAUUCCAGACUGAGUGACGGUGGCACUGAGUGUAAAUGAGAGGACAAUCGGGUGCAUGAGUGUGUGAGAGGACAAAUUAGGCUGGGUGACAGAAAGAGAGAAUUGUGAGUCUGUCUGUAUGUGCAUGAGAGAGAGGCAAAGAUAAAUCCAGAGGACAGGAGUGCAUGUAAGGGAUAGAAAAGAGGGACAAGAGGUAGAAGGCAAGACAAGAGGAUUCAGAAAAGGAGGGAACAUGGCUGAGCCGGAGCUGAAAUCGAGAAGCAGCCGGGAGAGUGUUGCUAAAGCAAGGAGCCAGGAGAAGAUGGAGACAACUGAGGCAGAGCCCAUCCAAGAUGGUCUUAUUGUGGAGCACCCAGCAUCCCCAUCGGACCCCAUGGUAUCUGCCCCUGCUGCCACAGACCCAACUAACAGCCCGCCUGGCAAGGGUGAAAAGAUCAAGCUCAAACGCAGCAUCACCCUCUUCAACGGCGUGGGGAUGAUCAUAGGCACCAUCAUCGGCUCGGGCAUCUUUGUGACUCCAACAGGAGUGGUCAAAGAGACUGGUUCUGCUGGCCUCUCCUUAAUUGUCUGGGCUGCCUGUGGAGUUGUUUCCACCAUGGGAGCCUUGUGCUAUGCCGAGCUGGGUACGACCAUCGCAAAAUCUGGAGGAGACUACACAUACAUCCUCGAAGUAUACGGCGAACUUGCAGCCUUUCUGAAACUGUGGGUGGAGAUGCUGAUAAUUCGUCCAUCAUCCCAAUAUGUGGUCUCGCUGGUGUUUGCCACCUACCUUCUUAAACCGCUGUACCCAACCUGCCCUGUGCCAGACAGUGCCGCCAAGCUCAUUGCCUGCGUGUGUCUUACCUCCUUGACGUUUGUGAACUGCAUCAGUGUGAGAGCAGCCACCAAGGUCCAGGACUUGUUCACAGCAUCCAAAUUACUUGCUCUCAUCAUCAUCAUCCUCUUUGGCUUCAUCCAGAUAUUCACAGGUGAUGUGCCAUAUUUGACACCAGAAAAGGCGUUUGAAGGAAGUAAAAUGGGAGUGGACAACAUUGUGUUGGCGUUGUACAGCGGCCUCUUUGCUUUCGGUGGCUGGAACUACCUGAACUAUGUCACUGAAGAGAUGAUCAAUCCAGAGAGAAAUCUGCCCUUAGCUAUUAUCAUAUCAAUGCCUAUUGUCACAGUGGUAUACGUUCUGACCAACCUAGCUUACUUCACCACCAUCUCUCCUCAAGUCAUGGUUGAGUCUGAGGCGGUUGCUGUGAGCUUUGGAGAGUACCACCUUGGUGUGAUGGCCUGGUUGAUUCCUGUCUUUGUGGGACUCUCCUGCUUCGGAGCCGUCAAUGGAUCUCUGUUUACAUCAGCACGGCUGUUCUACGCUGGAGCCAGAGAAGGUCAACUCCCUGCUGCUCUGGGACUGGUUCAUACAGACUUGUUUACACCUGUUCCAUCACUAAUCUUUACAUGCCUCCUGUCCAUGAUGUACGCCAUCUCCCAGGACAUCUUCUCAGUCAUUAAUCUCUUCAGCUUCUUCACCUGGCUGUGCGUCGGGAUGGCAAUCGCCGGUCUGGUGUGGCUGCGCAUCACCAAGCCCGAUCUGAGAAGGCCUAUUAAGGUGUAUCUUUUCAUCCCGGUGACGUUUGUUUUGGGCUGCGUUUUCAUGAUCGUCGUGUCUUUCUGGGCAGCUCCGUUUGAGAGCCUGCUGGGCAGCAGCAUCAUUCUCACAGGCAUUCCUGCGUAUCUGAUUGGCUACAAGUGGAAGAAACCCCAUAUGAUCAAGAAGAUGCUGGAAAUCUUCACAAUGUUCUGUCAGAAGAUCUUCAUGUCAGUUCCCGAAGAGAAGGAGAAACACGAGCAGGCUGAGUGACGCCUGGCAAGCUGAGCAACAGUCUUCAAAUGUUUACAUUCAUUUUGAGCACAUUCUUUUUCAAAUUUAUUGUACAAGCUAAAGCUAAAGUGAAAACAAAAACUACACAUUUACAAAGAGGCCUUGUGGAGUGCCCUUGUGUACAAAAUAUAAAAGCAUAUUUUGCGACUCCUUCAGGCAGUUCAAAAUGUCUACUGGUCACGUUUUAAGCAGGAUUUCAGAUUUGUUCCUGCAGCUUUUACUCUGAAAGGUUUUGACAGUCUUGUGACGUUUAAUCCUGGGAUGUGCUUUCUUCUAGAAAUGUGAAUAGCUGCAGAGGAUAUAUGAUUAUAUAUCCUCUGCUAAACAUAUAUUAACAUUUAUGUUUAGCAACUUUUGAUUGAAACAGCAUUUUUUUCCAUGUUUACUGUCCACCGACGAGCAAAGAAAAGAAAAACAGAAGACGGGUUUGAUUGUUAUAACUUUGUCUGUCAUUAAUGAUAAAACUUUACCUAGUAUUGAGUAGUUUACACUUCUUCAGAAAGUGGAGACGUGUGAGGUAAAACUGAGAGUUCAGCAGUGGAUUCGGUUGUAUUUCUGUAUCUAACAUGCUGCUAGCCUACAGUGGCUCUCAAAGGUCUACUAGGGCUGCACAAUAAGAAGAAAACAGAGCUUUUCAAUAUUAUAGAUGGAUAUUGCAUUGAUAAUAUCGAAUGCAAUUGCUAGAUUACCCCUGUUUUAUUUCUUUUCCAAUAUCGCCAUGUUUCCCACUCUCUGAGCUUCAACAGAAGGCGUGUGGGUAAAAGACAGCAACAGUCUAUCAAAAUGUCCAGAUAGGUUAUUGGUGAGCAGUGAUUUGAUCCUACUCACUCACACUGCCCAUCAUUGCAUCAAAUGAUGCAAAUGACAUUUCAAAUGACAUUUUGAAAUUGCAAAAUUGCACAUAUUGAUACUUUGAUAUCAACCGGGACUCAACAUAUUGUGCAGCUUUACAACACAACCAUAUGAAAUGUCCACGAUUUUGGGCAAUGAGAUCCUAAUGCAGCAAAUGCUAAAUUUUAGCGCCUUUAAUGUGAUAUUUAUCCUGUACAAUUCAACUGGAAAACAAACAAAUCUAGGAAAUGUGUUUGUUUUAAUGAGAAAUGCAUAAGCAUAAAUAAGUGAGCUGAUUCUUUGCCGCCGGUUUAGAAGUUUAAGCUGAAGCUAAAGGAUGAAAUGAGCAAAUGGAAACAUGUCAGUAAAAGCAAACAAAGUGAAAGUUGAGUCUAAAGAUUCUUCAACAAAGUCUUAGUUUGGGGUUGUCAACACUUGGGCAAUCAGUUUAUGGUUGCCCAGGUGUAUAAUAUUUUACAUUAAAUACAAAAACAAAAUAAAAAUUCAAAAGGAUUUAUUAAAGCAUCAGGUUUUUGGGCCAAAAACCUGGAUUUUUAGCAGGGCCGUUUUCAGAGCCACUGUAUGACGUCACUAUUUAAGGAGGACUACUAGCAGUACAGCAUAUCACCCAUUUUAACAUUUAUGUUUAGCAACUUUCGAUUGAAACAGCAUUUUGCAAUCAUUCCUAUAAUGACUCAGUAACAUAUUUUAAAUCACAGUUUCUAGACACACAAAAAACAAGAUUUGCAAUUUAUUGUGUAAAUAAAUUAGGCGUGCUUCUAUCAGGGUAGUCUGUUUUCUAAUGAUUUUACAUGAUUUCUAUGCCUCCAAUGUAAUCAUGAAAAGAUUAUAGAAACCAGCUUCUGUUGUUGUGAAGCACCAGUAGCAGAAAGAAUGGACCAGAUAUCUCUGUAGUGGUUGUAUUAGUGUUCCCAUUGGACGCUUUUGUCGUUUGUGCCAGCCUUGUCAAUGCUGAUAUUUCUUUUUUUUUUUGACACUCUCAGACCAAACUGAAUGUUUAAUGAAGGCAGAGACACAGCCCCCACAAAAACCCAAAGAAAACAUUUACCGAAGCAGGAAAAACUGAGGCCUGUGGCCUGUGGCUCAUAGAGAAUCUAGAGUUUUCCCGCAUAGAAAAAGUUUUAAAAGCUUACUCUGAAUUCUGAUAAUUCAUUCAAUACAUGAUGGCUGAAGGAACGAAAUAGGAAACUUUGUGCCAUUUUACCAGCAUUUUUAUUCCAGUAAGUCUUAGAAUUUCUCAAAAUAACAAGAGGAUUUUCUUUAUUCUCUACUCAUCCUUUUUCUUGUAAUAGUAAUCCAAAGUGUUAAUUUUUUAAAUUAAAUCAACAAAGACACUUAAUAUAAUUAUUAUAGUGCAUAAUAUGGUGCAUAGAAAUAUUUCACACUCAUUAUAUUGUCACAUCUAUAACAGCUAUGAGCACACCAAUAAAUAGCACAAAGGUUAAAUAUGGAUUAUCUCUUUAUUGACUGACCUCAAAUGAGGACGGAUGCUUUCUGUAAACCUCAAAAUAUAUUUUUUGUUGUGCACAAAAUACUGUAUGUGUAAGACAUUAUUAUAUUACGUAAUUACAUUUGCCAGGUAAAAUCUAGAAAACGUGUAUUUUUAAUCUUAAAAGUGAGAGUACCUAUUAUGUCUGUUGUAUCUCAGUGACCCUGGCAGCAGGUACAUGUAACAAUAAAAGUAUUUUCUUCAAUGUU
This is a messenger RNA of Poeciliopsis prolifica (blackstripe livebearer), 4492 nucleotides long. RefSeq names its product large neutral amino acids transporter small subunit 1-like. Gene Ontology annotation, molecular function: neutral L-amino acid transmembrane transporter activity; L-amino acid transmembrane transporter activity. Lineage: Eukaryota; Metazoa; Chordata; Actinopteri; Cyprinodontiformes; Poeciliidae. The coding region runs from base 308 to 1921 and encodes 537 amino acids. Gene Ontology annotation, cellular component: membrane. The record is from RefSeq and is a predicted model, not a curated record. Gene Ontology annotation, biological process: amino acid transmembrane transport; neutral amino acid transport. The transcript has 11 exons.